AGGAGCGGGGAAAGGCAUCAUCAUGGCGACCAGCGCGGUCCUGAGCGACAAUCUGCCGACCUACAAGCUGGUGGUGGUGGGAGACGGCGGCGUGGGGAAGAGCGCGCUGACCAUCCAGUUUUUCCAGAAGAUCUUUGUGCCGGAUUACGAUCCCACCAUAGAGGACUCCUACCUGAAACACACGGAGAUCGAUGGGCAGUGGGCGAUCCUCGAUGAUUCAUUGGUGAGUAGUGAACGCUGGUUCCGGGGUCGUGAGAUUUGUAUUAUAUUGGACUGCAAGAUCAAUGACACACUAACACCAGAGAUCGUGUACUCGGUCACCGAUAAAGCCAGCUUUGAGCACGUGGAUCGAUUUCACCAACUCAUCCUCAGGGUCAAAGACCGGGAGUCGUUCCCCAUGAUUCUCGUCGCCAACAAAGUUGACCUGAUGCACUUAAGGAAAAUUUCCAGCGAACAAGGGAAGGAAAUGGCGGUAAAACACAACAUUCCAUACAUUGAGACCAGUGCCAAGGACCCGCCACAGAAUGUGGACAAAGCAUUUCAUGACCUCGUACGAGUAAUCAGGCAGCAGAUACCUGACAAGAGCCAGAAGCGGAAGAAAAACACAAAGUGGCGAGGGGACCGCUCCACGGGAACGCACCGGCUGCAGUGCGUGGUCUUGUGACACGUGGGCGCGCACAGAACAUACUAUGCCGU
Nanorana parkeri is the source of this 696-nucleotide messenger RNA. RefSeq names its product muscle RAS oncogene homolog (gene MRAS). The coding region runs from base 23 to 664 and encodes 213 amino acids. Gene Ontology annotation, cellular component: plasma membrane. Gene Ontology annotation, biological process: signal transduction. NCBI's taxonomy places the organism in Eukaryota, Metazoa, Chordata, Amphibia, Anura, Dicroglossidae. Gene Ontology annotation, molecular function: GTPase activity; GDP binding; GTP binding. The record is from RefSeq and is a predicted model, not a curated record. The transcript has 5 exons.